Podarcis lilfordi (Lilford's wall lizard) is the source of this 8231-nucleotide messenger RNA. The record is from the annotation of a GenBank genome assembly. NCBI's taxonomy places the organism in Eukaryota, Metazoa, Chordata, Lepidosauria, Squamata, Lacertidae.
CGAGCAGGAACGCACGAGGAGAAGGCGGAAGGCGGGAGUACGCUUGCGCGCAGCGGUUGAUACAAACAGCGCGCAAGCGCAUUAUGGAACGCGAAGUGGUUUUCUUUCUUUUGAAUGUCCGCUUGGUUUUGUGGGAUGGCUCACAGAGCCGCGCUUGGGUCGAAGGACGCAUGCGCAGUGGGGAAACUGCGCGGCGCUUGUCCCCGGACGCCUUGAAAUUCCAGCGCGAAGGAUUGAGCCUGCACCACGCUGCGUCAACGCGCUCCAUGAGGCAAGGGUGGGUAAGUAUUAACUCGGCGCACGCGCACUGAUAAAAUAGAGGUUUCAGGCGCUGCGAUGCGUUUGUGCGUGUAUAGAAUCUAGGGAAAAGAGCGCAUGCGUAAAGAAGGGGAAAUAACUUGACGCGCAAGUGCUUAUGGGAGUUGUAGUUUGGUUGUAUUUUUUUAAAUGAGGGGUUCUAUUCCUUUUAAGAAUUAUUAUUAUUAGGCCUCUUUGGCCCUUGAAAAAUGUUGGAAAAGUGGCAUAUUCUUAGUCUCAGUUUCCUGUUUGAAAAAUGAAAACAGCAUCAUUUCUCUCACACGGGUGUUUUAAGAAUAGUGAGGCGCAUUUUAUAUUAUAGAGCACCUAAAGGUUGCUGUCGUUUUUAUUCAUGCAUCUUUCUGGCUCUAUUUGUAUCUUUUUUAACAAGCAGUCUAGUGCACAGGUAUUUUAACAAAGGACUUUCCCCCUUGUAUGGAGCUAGGGAGUCGAAAAAGAGAAAUGCUUUCCGCUGCCGAUGGUUGAUGUUUAAAGAUGCUAGGAGCACAAGGGGCUAUUUAUUCAUUUAUAUGUUUUAAAACCCAUCCCUUUUGUUUUGGAAAAAACCCCAAUACAAAUAUUUUAUAUGAAAGCGAAAAAGAAAAAAAAUAUGCCAGGUUUAAAAUUGCAUUUACUUAUUUAUUUUAUAUAAAAAAUUGUGUGCCACUUGAUUGUAAAAAUGAAACAAAACCUCAAAGUGGAUGUGACACAUGCAGGUUGGUUUAGUCCCUUGUUUUGCCAGGACAGCAGGGCAAAUUGUGGCAAACUUUUUCAGAGGCGCAUCAGGGAAUUGGGUGUUAGGAAGGUUGCCAUGAGUGACCUCAUUGCCCCACAGCACGACUGAUUUGGCAUGGUAUGCCCUAGAUGUAGCAAUGAUAUUAUCAAAGGGCGGGGAAUGAAAUAACGCCAGGUUUCCUUUGCUUUUACUACUCUCUCUUAUCCACCAUCAAAUCCAGACUUCCAAAGAAAUGCUUCUCAUUCCCUUUGUUUAUAUUCCAGCAGAAGCAGCCAGUUCCUAAGGUUGCAACAUUUUUCCAGCAGCAGAACAAAUUUAGACAGGGAAGAUUUUCCCAGGAAAGCGUGGGUUCAGGGAGCCUACUUGAAUAAAAUAUGGGGGGGGGUGCCUAGGUAAGCCCCACCCCGCAUAACCCUGUCAAUUCCCUGGAGUGGGAAGGGACUCAUGGAAAGUAUGUGUUAAUGUGGAUAUCCACAAUUGGACAAAUAUCAAAAUCUGGAGAUUGUUCAUGAUGCUGAAGAGUCCUAUCAACCAAAAGUCAAAGAAGCCCUUCCUGAUCAUCCCACCCUCACCAUUAUGAGAUAGGUGAUUGAAAUUCAAUAAAUAACGUAAGUAACAAUCAUGUUUAAAUCACGUUGCUUCCUCCAAAGAAUCCUUGGAACUGUUAAGGAUGCUGGGGAAUAGUGGCUUUGUGAAAUACAGACUACAGUGGUACCUCGGGUUAAGAACUUAAUUCGUUCUGGAGGUCCGUUCUUAACCUGAAACUGUUCUUAACCUGAAGCACCACUUUAGCUAAUGGGGCCUCCCGCUGCCGCCGCACGAUUUCUGUUUUCAUCCUGAAGCAAAGUUCUUAACCCGAGGUACUAUUUCUGGGUUAGCGGAGUCUGUAACCUGAAGCGUAUGUAACCUGAAGGGUAUGUAACCCGAGGUACCACUGUACAGCCCCCAAGAUUGCUUGGGGGAAGCCAUGUGCUUUAAAUGUAUGGGGUGUGUGUAUGCAGCAAGCCUUACGAGGAACAGUUGAAAGAGCUGGUUAUGUUUAGUCUGGAUAAGAAAAUAUGAAAGGGAGGCAUGAGAGCAGCCCUCAAGUAUCUGAAGAACUGUGGAGUGGAACUGUUCACUGUUGCACCCAAGGGCAAGACUAGACCCAAUGAGGUGGAAACUGUGGGGAAGCAGAUUUUGGCUAAGCGUUAGGUGAUGUUUCCUGACAUCAUGAAUGGUUUGACAGCAGAACGGACUGCACCGGAAAGAUAUAUGGCUUCUGUGGAAGGAUAACCGAAGAGGAAAAAUACUGUUCUUUUCACCUUUGUGUGUGUGUGUGUAUACCGAUAUGUUCUUUAUUGGGUUUCUAUUUUCCUUUCAUCUCAUUUCCUGCCCCAACCUGCGAGUACGAGGCUGCCAAAAAAAAUACUCCCAAUAGAGAAAAACAUUGUGGAUCCCCUUCUAUUUCACAACCAUCUCCUGCAAAACAUACCGACCGACUCCCAAAUUAUGCUUCUUACAACGAGUUGGUGUAGUAGAGCACGCAAAGUGCUUCUUUUAUUUAAGCAGAUUUAACAGUAGAACGGUGAGGUGGAGGGGAGGCUAAAGGAUGCUCAGGUCCGUUCGAUUCCUGCGUGCACAGGAGUUGUCAAACGGACCGUCAUUCUCCUCCUGCCAUCUCUCAUUUUAUUCCAUCAAGAAUGUGGCUUAUGGAUCCCAACUUCUGUUGUGGCAGCAGGGGGGGUUGCCCCUUGGCUGACAGGGGAACUAGUAGAUGGCGGCAUUGUGCUUUUUUGCUUGCCUAUAAGAAAAGACAACAAUAAGAUAUGUGGAUGCUGCCCAGGCUGUCAAGAAUGCUGAUAUUAAUGCCUGAUCUUCACUGUUAGCAAAGGCUAAUCCAGAACUACUAACCUGGUUCCUCCCUCCAAACGUUUUGGACUACCAGCUCUCUUCAGCCCCAGGGAUGAUGGGAGCUGUAGUCCAACAACUUCUGGAGGGCCACAGGCUUCUCGUCCCUGAUCUACUUGAUCUUUGGCAAUGCCAGGAGAAUGAUAACAAGAUACCUGGAGAUGGACAGAGCUGUCGUCCAACACCAUGCUGCCUCUCCCUAUCCUCCAAGAUUUGUGCCCAUAUCCCUGCCCAAAUCACUGAGAUCUUCAGAGGAGUUGCUGCUGGUGGCCCCCGAUGGCUCAGAUGCGUGGCUCAUUUCCACCAGAAGCACUGCAUUAAGUAUUACAGGUGAAACUCGAAAAAUUAAAAAUAUUGUGGAAAAGUUCAUUGUUUUCAGUAAUUCAACUUCAAAGGUGAAACUAAUAUAUGAGAUAGGCUCAUGACAUGCUAAGUGAGAUAUGUCAAGCCUUUCUUUGUUAUCAUUGUGAUGAUCAUGGCGUACAGCUGAUGAAAACCCCAAAUUAACAAUCUCAGAAAAUUAGAAUAUUCAAUGAAAUCAGCAAAACAAGGAUUGCAAAUCGAGCAAGAUUGGACCUCUGAGAAGUAGAAGCAUAUCUCGCUUUGCAUGUCAUAAGUCAAUAUCAUAUAAAAGUUUCACCUUUUAAGUUGGAUUACUGAAAUAAACAAACUUUCCCACAAUAUUCUAAUUUUUCGAGUUUCACCUGUAUUUGCCCGAUUCUGUGGAGCUGCCUCCCAGCUGAGAGUAUACAGGCCCCCUUCCCAUUGAACGCCUGGCAAAGACAUCUUCUUCUUUCAGGUACCUUAGAAUCAUAGAAUAGAGUUGGAAGGGACCACGAAGGUUGUCUAGUCAAACCCCCUGCAAUGGAGAGAUAUUUUGCCCAGUGUGGGGCUCAAACCCACGACCUAGAGAUUAAGAGUCUCCUCGUGCACUACCGACUGAGCUGUUCCAGGACUGAAAAAUACCUUUCUCCUACAGCUGACAUUUUCUGUUUUGAUGAUCAGUUGGAACGCUAUUUUUUAAAAAAAUAACUUUUAUGUGCAUUGCUUAGAGACUUCGGUAAUUUAAGCCAUAUUUAAACACCUUUAGUAAAUAAGAUGGAAUCUGCUGCCUGUGGCAACUGCCACACUCUGCCUCAUAGUAAGGCAUGAAAAGCACUUGCAUUCCCCAACCCCAAGCAAGACUAUGAUUAUGAAAGAAGGUCUUGUCUGGGAAGAUUUUGGACAACAAACGAAAAAUAAAAUUGACAAUGCGAAAAGCAACGGGGGUGGCUGCAGGGGGAAGGAGUCAUUGAGAGCAGCAGAUGAAGCCACAUGUGUUUUGGGUUUCGUUGCAGGGGGGGCGGGGGCCAAUUGAGACAAAGAUUAAGGGAUUUACAUAAAAGGUUUUGUGAUUCUUUUUUUAGGGGGUGGUUUAAGGAAGGGGCUUAAGCAGAGGCCGCAUUUCCUGGAAGGGGGAUCUUCCAGAAGAUUACGGCUGGCAGGGAGACAGGGUAGGGUGGGGGGGUCACUUACCCAGCGGGCACACCCCAUUCUUGCACGCCAACACAGGCUCCCCCAGAUCCUCGUUGCGCAGCGAUGCUGCUAUUCUCCUCGCCACAUAGCGGCAAACUGAAUUGAAGAGAGGAAAUCUGUUAUUUCCCUGGAGGAGCUGGACACAUCUGUGUGGCUGGUACUGGCUCCUGCCCAGGAAUCCAGCCUCUAGUCUAGUGAGCACUGACUUCCUAGCUUUCUGCCUUCACACAAUGUGCCCCCCCCCUCCCGAUUCUAAAGGAACCCAGGAGUCCGGGCUCCCCUUGCCUCCAUUUGCAGACCCUAUACGUACCACCAAUUAUAAGUCAGACCAUGCUUCGGGAAGGAGAGUGCCGGUCAGCUUGGAAGUUCUGCUAUAAGACCCCUUGCAUAAACUGGAUUAUAAAAGGCAGGAAGGAAGAAGGUGGAGUUGAAGAGUAAAGAAAGGCAUUAUGGGAAAUGUAGUUUUAUUACCUCUACUACAAGGUCGGGGGUGGGGUAGCUUUGUUGAUCCGUUGCAGCAAAGCAACAAAGGCUUUUAAGGGGUUUAGGAUUAAUUGUUAGGCUCUAAAAUGCCACAGGACUUUUCUACCCCAUCUCAGAAAACCCAUGAGUCCGUUCUUGGGGCUGUAAUUUGUUUUUAGUACUGUAUUUUUAAAUUGCCAUAACCUGCCCUGAGACCUUAUGGUGAAGGGCAGGUAGGAAAUCAAAUAACUAAUAAUAAUGUAGCGUAUCUUCCAUAGUCUUUUAUAUGCCCCUUCUGGAGCUUCCAGGCAUCUUCCUGCCACAUGUCCAUAUUUCUUACCCAUUUCUCUCUCUCUCUCUCUCUCUCUCUCUCUCUCUCUUUUUUAAAAUGACUUGUGGGAUUUGCCAUCAGCAUUGAAUCCAGUCAAGUACGGAAGGUGACAUCACGUUGCAGGAAGUUCCUGUCUUUCUGACUUUACCUGUCCUGGCAUUAAUGUAUAUUUACUAUAUAUUUUUAAAAAAGAAACGAAACAAACCUUUCAUGCUGGAAAGCAGCAGAAUGAUUCUGUCAGCUUUCCAGGGCAAGCUUAAAACAUAGGGCAUUUUUCAUAUUACCUGUAUUUCUGACAGAGGGUUCUGGUACAGAGCUUGGGAGUUGUGAGUUCACAUCCUUUCCGUGAAUAUUGUGGGGUUUUUUAAACCUCAGCUUCUCUCUGGCAGCUGACUGAAAGCUGCAUAGACAAGAAGUCAAGAGGAAAAGGGGCGGCUUCCUAUAAAUUGGAAGGGGAGUCCCCUGUUUCAUAACGGCGAGGGUGGGGUAGGCAGGGAGAUCUCCCCUGGCUUUUGGCAAAAUAAAUAAAUUACCCCUGCUUGCCUGCCUGCCUUUUCUCCUAGCAUCUCCUGAGGGAAGGUUUCUGCUUACAAUGGUUGCUAAGACAGGUGGUUGCUGAGGAAAUGACGUUUUGUGGGGGGAGAGGAAGAAGAAGAAGGGGGGAACGUGAAGGGGGACUAGAUAAACGAGUGUGUGACCGAGGGAGAAGCUGAAGCAUAUGCCCUGCUCAUCCAUUCAGUGCUGAGGACCAGUACUGAGCAACUGAGGUAAGGAUAGGAGAGCAUGGUUGAUAAUGAUGGGGGGAGGGAGGGAAUAAAUAGAAAUCGUGAGACAUAGGAUGAAGCGGGAAAUAUCGGGGGGCUUUCACAGACUAAAAAGAUAAUUAAGCAUUUUGCUGCUCUGUCAGAAAGGUUACAGCAGCAUGGAUGUGUUGGGAGGAGAGAUGGGGUGCUGAAUCGUUUGAGAACCUCAUUUCUGUUUUAUGUGGCGUAUUAAAUCUAUUUUGCGUUUGCAGCCAGGUUCUGGGGGACAACUGAGUGUAUGUAAUCUUCAUAACGAGGGAGAAUGAGCUAAAAGUUGGCUGUCAAAGACAAGCUCUGCCCAGUCAUUGGUUGACUUGCUGUGAUGUCAUCAAAUGGUCGCUCGCAUUCUAGUGGCUUGGGAGAAAAUGGGAGCCCUAGAAGGUCGACAAACAUGGCAGGGCCUUUCUGGCUCUGCUAGCGAAAGGCAGUGGUCAAGCGGUGCCCAAACCUCCCCUUCACAUUUAGAAAAAAAAUGCUUCUUAUAGUCUUAGCUUGCUUGUCCUCACAACAAUUCUGUGAUUUAAGCUGCCGCUGUUCCCAUUUCACAGAUCAGGAACUGAAGCUGGAAGACUGUUGGCAUCGCCCAGAGCCACACGGGGAAACCUUGGCUGAGCUGGAAUUUGGAGUGGGGUGGAAAGGUAACAACUGUGCCCACCUCCAUAUGCCACACUGGGUCUCAGAGGCGCCUGGGCUCAGUGUGGGGAGGCAAGGCAAAGGCGGUGCAAUUGCCCAUUCUUUUCAACGCCAUCUUGUGCUUUUUCUUCUUCGCUGUUACUAGGCCGGAUUGCCUCCUGGCGAACAGCUCCUUAACGCCCUGCCCUUCCCUCGCUGGUGUUCGGGAGCAUCGCAUCCCCAAAGCUGGCAAUAGCUGAUUACAUGAUGGCAAGUACAGAACCGGUCACCGAGAAGAUGCCCGGCAAGAAACCCGACCAGGGGUCAGCCGUUGGCCAAGGGAGCAGCCGUGGCGCAUCCGUUGGGAGUGGAGGAGAGAAGGGGAGCAGGGCCGAGGCGGAAGGAGAGGACCUGAAAGAGAACCUGCCCCCUGGGGACCCAGCCCGCAGGGACGUCCCUUGGGCCUGCCCGGACGGCACGUUCGUCAAGCUGGUCCUGGAGACGGGCACGGGUUUAGACAAGCCCAAGGAAGGCUCCCUCUGCCAGGUCUUCCUCGAAGCCGAGCCAGGGUCGCCCUUGAGUUACCCAACCCACCGGUGGGCUGAAGUGGAGCUGGGCGGCGGUGACGCCGAGUGGGACGGGGUCGUGGACCGCUGCCUGGAGACGAUGCUGGCCGGGGAGCAGGCCGAGGCGAGGUUGGCAGCGGGAGGCACCGUGGCCAUCCGGUUAGCGAGCUUCACGGAGGCCAAAGACUCCUGGGAGAUGAGCGCCGCUGAGAAGUGGGACUUGGUCCUCAGCAACAAGGAACGGGGCGGGGAGCUGUACCGGGCAGGGGACGUCGCCGCCGCGGCACGGCGCUAUGCCAGGGCCUUGCGGCUGCUCGUCGUGGCUGCCCCUCCGCCGGACUACGACCAGAUCAAAGCCGAGCUGCACGCCAACCUGGCUGCCUGCCAGUUGAGGCUGCACCAGCCGGCCAAUGCCGCCUGCAACUGCACCAAGACCCUGGCCCUGCAGCCGGCCAACACCAAGGCCCUCUUCCGGCGGGGCUUGGCUCACGAUGCCAUGAACGACCUGGAGGGGGCGGCGCAGGAUCUGAAGGGGGUUCUGCAAGUGGAACCGGGCAACCGGGCAGCCCGGAGAGAACUGGAAAGAGUCAUGGAGCGGAUCAGGGCGCGGGAUGCCAAGCUGGCCCGAGCCAUGCAGAAAAUGUUUGCCUGAAUAAAAAGAAUAAUAAUAAUAAUUUACCCUAGUGGUCCCGGGCCCUAAGGAAGUUAGAUUAGCUUCAACCAGAGCCAGGGCCUUCUCAGCACUGGCUCCAGCCUGGUGGAACGCUCUGCCUCAUGAGACCAGGGCCCUGCAGGAUCUGAUUUCUUUCCGCAGGGCCUGUAAGACAGAGUUGUUCCGCCUGGCCUUUGGCUUGGAGCCAAUUUGAUUCCCUCCCCCUCUUUCUUUUUCCUUUCUCCUCCUGUGAUGAGGCUGGAUUUUAAUAUUUUAAUGUUUCAAUAUUUUAAUGUUGUAUUUUAAUCUUGUUUUUAAGUUGUAUUCAUUCAACUUGUUUUUAUUAUUGCUUUUUAGCAGCCCUGAG